Molecule: messenger RNA, 481 nt
Organism: Varroa destructor (honeybee mite)
Lineage: Eukaryota; Metazoa; Arthropoda; Arachnida; Mesostigmata; Varroidae
Source: RefSeq, a predicted model, not a curated record
CAGAAAUGGUUAUAGUUCGUUCUCUCAAACAGGCAACAACAACACCCAACAUAAACAUGUUGGCUGCUGCCAUUCUCGCUUUGGUUAUUGCCGGGUCCCAGGCCACCGUCCUCGGAGGCUAUAGUCCCUGUCACGGAUGCGGUGGCGCUGCCAUCGCUGCCCCCACCUAUGGUCACGCUAUUGCUGCCCCCGUAGUUGCUAAGGCUGUUGCCCCUGUCUCUGUUGCUCACUCGCGUACCUAUGUGACCAAGCAGAUCGCUGCCCCUGUUGUUGCCAAAGCUGCGAUUGCCGCCCCCGUCGCUGUCGCCGCCCCGGUGUCAAUCGGCCACGGAUACGGCAUUGGAUAUGGCCAUGGCGCUGCGAUCGCUGCCGCCCCUAUCGCUUACAGCCAUCACGGGUACUAAAGGAUGACUCGCUGUUAUACUGUAUAAAAGAUGCUUUACUCGCCUAGAUAAAUAAACGACACAAAGUGAUAUAUGUA